Sabethes cyaneus is the source of this 1872-nucleotide messenger RNA. RefSeq names its product ras association domain-containing protein 9. The transcript is spliced from 3 exons. The record is from RefSeq and is a predicted model, not a curated record. Lineage: Eukaryota; Metazoa; Arthropoda; Insecta; Diptera; Culicidae. Bases 1 to 1872 code for a protein of 623 amino acids. Gene Ontology annotation, biological process: signal transduction.
AUGAACAGUGCCGCCGUCGUCAGUCGAUUGAGCAGCAGCAGCGCGCUGGUCAGUCGCCAUGCGCAGACCGCCGCCACUGCGACGGUCCCGGCGAAGCUGAGUGCAGCGGAGCUGCAGCUGCCGAAAGGUUGUUCAAACGAGCGCUGGAUGUUGCCGGCGAACUUGCACCACUCGUUGCUGGCUCCGCGGAUUAGCGCGGAAGCGGUGGUUAGUGGAGACGAGCAGGAAGACGCGGAAGAUGACGAGGAACGAAGCUCGCAGAGCGACGGCGAUGAGUCAUGCUGCACGGCGAGCGAUUGUUCGUCCGAGGAGAUUCCGGUGUGGAUCAAGGGGGAGCAACGGUUCAUUUCGGGCGUGACCGAGGAAACGACCUGUGCUGAUCUCAUUGAGGCGUUGAUUCAACAGGAUGGUGUGGCGUUGGCCACGGCCGAUCCGAAGGAUUACUGCAUCACGGAACGGUGGCGGCAGGUGGAGCAGAUUUUGGAUGGUAAAACUAAAAUCUGGCAGAUUUGGUCUGCCUGGGGAAAGGAACAACCGGAGGUUAAAUUUAUUCUCCGCCGGGCGGAGGGAUCUCACGGGUUGGCCCUGGCGUCGACGUCUACUGCGAAGUCGAUCGGUGGAGCUUGCGGCGGUGCCCUUGGAUUAGGCGGCACCGAACGUGACAAAGACAGCGGCCGGGGCAGCCCGACCGGAAGCAUCAAUAGUGCAAUAGUGCGCCGGAAGCGGCACCGAGCGCAUAAAUCGUCGUUCGCUUGGAUGACCCACGGUACGACGAUUCAUCCGAAAUCGUCGAAAAACUCGAUCGAGCGUCUGAUGACGCUGAUUCUCGAGCAAGGCGACAUCAUUCAGCAGCAGCUGUCCAAGCUGAGGGACCGAGAGCUUCAGAUCAGCAAAAUCGAAGAGGAUCGGCAUCGCGUGAGGGAACGGGCACACGGCAAGAACUACCUCUUGGAGACGUACCUGAAGGGUCUGUCGGAAGCAACCGAAGUGGCGGACGGGAACGUCGCCGACAGUGGAAUAACAUCCGAAGCAACGACGGCAGCCUCGCCGGAGGUGGAAUCUUGUCGCGAUGCGGACUCACCGGCCGCUUCGGUGGAGAAAAAUACCGGCCUGAAGGACCAGAUUCGAAUGUUGGAGAAAAUUGUCCAGCUGAACAAGCAAAUUGUAAAGGAAGAGGAAAUGGCGGUGAAGCUUUACGAUCGGAUUAGACGUCAUCAGAUGGAUAUUCCCAAUCAGACGCCGGAACAGGUGGAGGAAAAUCUGUCCAAGGUUAAUGCGAGUAUCGAGAAGAACCAAAGUGAGCUGAAAAUGAUCGAUGAAUCCUUGAAGCAGUCCGAGCAAGUUCUCAGAGAGAAGAAUCUAUUGCUGCAAAGCCUUCAGGAGCAGUUGGACGAGGGCGAUGUGCAGCUGCAGCAGCAGCAGCCGCCGCAGGCGGACGUCAUAAUGGAUUUUUCCGCCCCGAAUCCAGUACUUAGCAUAAGCAGAGGCAGUCCAGCGGCCGUUGUUGAGCCCGUCGGAAUCGGCUUACCGAAGCAAACAUCAGCAGACGACAGUUACCCAAAGUAUACAAACAGUGACAAACCGGAGCUGGGCCAAAAUGCCAGCACUUUGCCGAGGAAUCAACGCUUCCCGGUGACGCCGCAGAGCGCUAUUCCUUCCAUUUCGGUUCACCAGAUCAAUAAAUUCAUCCAAUCCAACAGCAGACUGGGAAACAAUUGCAACACCAUGCUGGACGACAAGAUCUGUCCGAAGCAGUUGUUCAAUUCGGUGCUUGGAACGCAGCUAUCACCGCCUCCGGCGAUGUCUCCUGGCCUGGACACCCUGAACAGACCACCGGAUGAUGAUCUUUCGAACCUUGGAACGUUAGUUUAG